Ruditapes philippinarum (Manila clam) is the source of this 1918-nucleotide messenger RNA. Its product is annotated as organic cation transporter protein-like. Gene Ontology annotation, biological process: transmembrane transport. Gene Ontology annotation, molecular function: transmembrane transporter activity. Gene Ontology annotation, cellular component: membrane. The record is from RefSeq and is a predicted model, not a curated record. The transcript is spliced from 10 exons. Bases 134 to 1789 code for a protein of 551 amino acids. Lineage: Eukaryota; Metazoa; Mollusca; Bivalvia; Venerida; Veneridae.
UAUCAAUAUCAAUUUAUAAUAACUUUUACGAGAGACAGUAUUUGUAGAACAUAACAAAUUAAGUCAUCACUGAUUCUAGAACGAAAUGAUUUUGUAAUUUAGAUGAUAGAUCAUUUAAUUUUUGUUUUGAACAAUGCAGUUUGAUUUGAUAUACAAAGAGAUUGGUGAAUACGGACGUUUUCAGCGUUGGGUGGUCUGGGUGGCGUCCUCAACUAGUGUGUACGCAGGACUUCUAAUUUUAACGUCAUUUUUUGUACUGGCUAUUCCAGAACACAGGUGUGCUAUACCUGGAUGGGAUAAUGAUACGUAUGCCAUACAGGAUGAUACACACCUUGCUGCAAUAAACAGAACAAUACCCCUGGCUCCCAGCACCGAAAAAUACAAAUAUGACCAGUGUCAUUACCUAAAACUUGACGACGAUGGCACGGAACAUCGUGAACAAUGCGAACGUUGGGUGUAUGACAAGUCCAUCUUUAAGACGUCACUAGGCGCUGAGCUGAAUAUGGUGUGCGACCAAAAGAUCUUAAAGUCAAAUGCACAGAUGGUCAAUUUUGCAGGAAUUUUUGCAGGAUCAUUGCUAAGCGGGAUAUUUUCUGACAAGUUUGGCCGUAAAACAACAAUGUGCGCAUCACUCACACUUAUUUUAUUUUGUUCUUUUGGGAUGGCUUGGAGUUCGAAUUAUAUCGUUUUCAUGAUUCUUACAUUUCUUGUCGGAUUCUUUAAUGUAGGACAGUGGAUGCCAUCUUUUGUUAUAAAAAUUGAAUUCGUUGGACCGUCUAUGAGGAGAUUUUCUGGUUAUUUAUCAUCUUUUAUGUCAUCAUUCGGGCACAUUGGUCUUGCGGCGAUAGCUUACGGUAUUCGAGACUGGAGUACUUUGCUUAUUGUUGCUUCUCUACCAGGAAUUAUAUAUCUACCAUUGUGGUUUAAAAGCGUGUUUCCAGAGUCCGCCCGAUGGCUUUGUACACGAGGAAGGACCGAUGAAGCAAAAUCUGUCAUUAAACGCUGGGCGAGAUGGAAUAAAGUAAAACUUCCGGAAAAAUUCUUUGACAAAGUAUUAGCUGUAGAGGAAGAACAAGGACCAACUCAGGGUCAGAUUUGGGACCUUUUCUCUAAUAAGACAAUGUGCGUCCGGACCAUGCUGAUCUUUAUAAUAUGGUUGGUUGUAUGUUUGGGAUAUUACGGACUAACGUUCAACAUCGGCGACCUUGGAGAUGACUUGUAUCUCAAUUUCAUGUUGCAAUCCCUCGUUGAACUUCCGGCCAACAUUUUAUGUCUACUGAUACUGGACAGAGUUGGAAGAAAGCCUGUGAUGAUAGGAAGUAUGCUAAUUGGUGGCGUCGCUUUGAUAGGGACAAUAUUCACUCUGUUGUAUUUACCAGAUAAACCAGUAGUGACAACAGUUCUUGCGUUGAUAGGAAAAAUGGGAUUAUCUGCAGGAUUUUCUACCGUGUAUAUAUUCUCUUCUGAAUUGUUUCCCACAGUUGUAAGGAACGCCGGUAUGGGGGCAAGUUCUUGCAUGGCUCGUAUAGGAGGCAUGGUUGCCCCGUAUAUUGCAGAUUUGGAUAGAUUGGUUGGCGGCAAGUUCGGUGUUGCAUUACCACAACUUGUUUUUGGCAGCCUGUCCAUUGUCGGCGGUAUAGCAGCAAUAUUUCUGCCAGAAACACUAAACAGAUACCUUCCAGAAACAAUAGAAGAUGGGAAAAACUUUGGAAAGAACAACGAUAUACAUAUUGAAAAGAUGGUUGAAAUAUCUACAAUAGAGAAAACUGCUGAUACAUCCAAACUUUAGAGAAACUUCGAACAAAACAAUAUUUCUUGUGCUUUGAAUAACACAGGACUUAAUUUUCAUUGACGAUUUUUAAUGAUAAUGUUUGUGUGUUUCAUGAAAAACAUAAAAAUAGAUUUUUUUAUGGUUCAG